Aspergillus oryzae RIB40 is the source of this 1449-nucleotide messenger RNA. RefSeq names its product cytochrome and DOMON domain-containing protein. Bases 1 to 1449 code for a protein of 482 amino acids. Lineage: Eukaryota; Fungi; Ascomycota; Eurotiomycetes; Eurotiales; Aspergillaceae. The record is from RefSeq and is a predicted model, not a curated record. The transcript has a single exon.
AUGGCCCGAAACUCAAUCAUCAGAGUUCUAUUCGUGUGGAUCACCACCAUUAUUUACUUAUUCGGUAGCAUCCUCGCCGAACCGGUUCAAUACUGCAAAUAUGGAUACAAGGGAAAGGAAGAAGAUGGCGAUGUGGACUUUUGCAUGGCCGUCUCCAUGCACGAGAACCGAUCUUCGAAUGCCUACGACAUGUACUUGUCUAUGACUGUCACGCGAGCAUCGGAUCUUGGGUGGACUGCGAUCGGGACUGGUUCCGUGAUGGCCGGAUCGUUAAUGACCAUCGUCUACGGCGAACCUCUUACCGGAGAGCCUCCAGUUGUUAGCAUAAGAACGGCAGCUGCACAUCAUCAGCCCAAACCAAUAACCCAAGAACAAGCCGGGGGGGCAGAUGUUCGGGUCCUUCAAGCAGAAUGGCGGGCUAUCAAUGAAGACGGCACGCUGACCACCCUAUCAUCCUCUUCAUAUGCGUAUGUCGCUGAAGUGAGUCUCGUCUGCUAUUCCUGUAAUCUGUGGCCGGCAAAAGGGAGCGGCAGCAGUAAAAUAUCUGCAACGGCAACGUCCCUCCCCUGGAUCUGGGCAUGGAACGAGGAUCAGGAGAUCUCUGCACUCUCCGACGAUGCCCAUCUCAACGGACACAGGCACCGUCGCGGAAACGGUGGUUGGGGUGAGUUCUAUGUCGACAUGGCACGGUCCCUUAGUACUGUUGAGAACCCUCCACCUGUCCCAUCAAUACAACCUGGGGUCCGCACUCUAGGAACCUCCGAUACACCCACAGACAGGAGUAAAAAGUCCACACUGUUUAGUAGAGGGACUAUACAUGGUUUUCUGAUGGGGAUGGCAUUUCUAGUUAUCUUCCCGCUGGGGGUGUUAGCAAUGCGCUCGCAAUCUAGCAAGUCAUUCAAAUACCACUGGAUCAUCCAGCUCAUCGCCUCCCUCUGCACUGGCGCAGGAGCCAUUAUCGGUAUCGUCAUGAGCCGAGGGUCAUUCAACUCCCCUCACCAGGUAGCCGGACUGCUGGUAUCAGGUAUACUUGGUCUCCAAGGUUUUCUCGGGUGGAGACACCAUGUACUUUUUCUCCGAGUCAGACACCGAACCUGGAUCUCGCAUGCCCACAUUUGGACCGGAAGACUUAUUAUGAUCGUGGGCUGGGCGAACUUCCUUAGUGGGAUGAUCUUUGUAGCGACAGGCCAGUUCUGGAUCAUCCUGGUGUCUGCGGUUAUUGUGGGAGAGAUUGUCGGCCUUACCUUCUGGGUUUGGACCUGUAAUAGGCGCAAGUCGCGCAAAUCCACUCUGGAGACGGCAGAACCGGAUGUUCCAUGGCGAGGCGAGCGCGACGGGGAAUAUUUCGCGGUAGGUGAAGAUGAGACGGAAAUGAACGAAAUGGGUGAGCAUGACAAGCAUGAGAGUAGUCCGUAUGACCCCAUGCUUCCCCGACAUGGUUCGCAUUAA